CUCUCCUCCUGCCCACCCCUUCCAGGCCUCGAUGAAAUCCAGUGCUCCCUGCCCCCCGAGAACAGAAGGGUGUUCCUGCGCCAGCUGUCGGAGGCCAGCUUCAGCGAGUGCCGGUUCAGCCUCUCGCUCACAGACCUGUUCAUCAUCAUCUUCUCGGGCGUGGCCGUGUCCAUCGCCGCCAUCAUCUCCAGCUUCUUCCUGGCCACCGUGGUGCAGUGCUUCCAGAGGUGCACCCCCAACAAGGACACCGAGGAGGAGGACGAGGAUGAGGACGACUGAGCCCCCCCUCCCGUUCCUCGCUUUCCAGAACCCACUCGUGGCUCCCCUCGGAGGAGAGAGGGAAAUGCUGAGACCCACACGGUCAGUGCCCUGAGCCGCCCAGAGUGGCGCCUGCUCCACGCCUGGGACCCGGGGGCGCACCGGGUGGGACCUCCGACCUCAGAGUGUAGAAUCCGCAGCUUGAGGAGCUCAGGAAGGCUUCCUGGAGGAGGGGCUGCCACUCAGCGUGGGGUGUGCGUGGGGAGAUGAUGGAGUCGGGCUUCACAGCCGCCGGUGGGAAUCCAGCCCAGGGGACACGAGACGUGCAGCGGUCGCCCACAACGAUGACUUUGUGACAUCCACGGCUCUGGCCUGGCCUGGGCCGCCAUGAUGCACCUCCUACCUCCCAGGAGGCGGCUGCUCAGACAGUGGGGGUCGGGGUUCAGGUCCCUCUACCCCGUUUGGCUAAUAUGGCACCGAGGAGAAAGCCAAGAACUGGCCGGAGGGUGUUUGUUGUUCCAUUUUGGUUGGGAAAACUUUUGUGGACAGAAACCAAACCUUGGUCCUUAUCCCCGUGAGGCAGCGGCCCACGGAGCAAGGACAGUCGCUUUGAACAGUCCUGAUGGGCGCUGCUCAGAGUCACUCUUCCCUCUGGCGUUGUUUCCCCUCCUCGUCCCCAGACCUGUCCCUGAGUCGCUCCCCAGCGUUCCCCCUGCUGGCACUGCUCCAGACUCGCCAGCUCCAGAAUUUGCACAGAAACCUUCCCGGAGGCCAGGCUUCCAGAAAGCAGGAGGCAUCGGACCCACAAAAUGGUAAAGACAUGAAACGAACGAACUGGGACUCGGCCUCGGGCUGUGUGUGAUGUGAUUUUGGAGCCCAGGCCGUGGCAGGCAGUGAUUCCCAGCGCGGGGAAUGCAGCGCUUUGGUUCUGAGGUAGCAUGGCACCAGCAGUGUCAUGGGCCCAGCGGGGUAAUGCAAGGCGACACGGAAUAGCAGCUCUGGGCCUAAUGGGGACUGACUGGGGGGGGGGA
This is a messenger RNA of Myotis davidii, 1289 nucleotides long. It is a transcript of the gene LRRC38, whose product is annotated as leucine rich repeat containing 38. The record is from RefSeq and is a predicted model, not a curated record. The transcript has a single exon. The annotation marks the transcript as partial. Lineage: Eukaryota; Metazoa; Chordata; Mammalia; Chiroptera; Vespertilionidae.